Betta splendens (Siamese fighting fish) is the source of this 3007-nucleotide messenger RNA. RefSeq names its product coiled-coil domain containing 174 (gene ccdc174). NCBI's taxonomy places the organism in Eukaryota, Metazoa, Chordata, Actinopteri, Anabantiformes, Osphronemidae. The coding region runs from base 117 to 1793 and encodes 558 amino acids. The record is from RefSeq and is a predicted model, not a curated record. Gene Ontology annotation, cellular component: nucleus. The transcript has 11 exons.
CACCGCUAGUUGGCGGUAGGUUGAUAUGUCAGCAGCGGUAAAACCCGCGAAGAAGAAGUUAGCCUCGGCUAGCGCAGCACAAUUUUGUAGUUCAUUGAGCGAAAAAUAAAUCUGCCAUGGAUAAAAAGAAGAAACCUUUCGACGUGACCGCUUCAUCUUUAGUGGACCUCAAAGCUGAACUUUACAGGAAGCAGGAACAAUUCAAACAGGAGAAACUUGGACAAGAAAAUGCUGGUGCUGGAUUCAAAUCGGCCAAAGUCAAGAAACCUAAUGUGUGGAGUAAACAAAACGCUGGCGUUUCAGCAAGAGCUGAGAAAGAUGCAGAGCAGCUGUCUGAAGAGCAGAGAAGCCUGGACACGUCAAGACGCAAAUUGGAGGAAAAAGCCAAACUUUAUGAGCAGAUGACAAAAGGAGACUUUCCAGACGAGGAAACGGAGGGACUGUUCCUGGUUGAUUUCACACAGAAGAUUAUUGACAAGAAAAGACAAACUUUUGCACAACAGGAAACGGAGAGAGAUGAUGAGGACAGAGGCAGCUUGUCACCUAUACCUGCUCCACAGCAUCCAGAUGAGGAAUGGGUGGAUUAUGUGGACGCUCUGGGCCGAUCUCGAAGAUGCAUGAAGAAAGACCUACCAGACUUUAGGAAAAUGGAUCAAGAUCUUCAUGGACAAGGGAAAUCCUCAUCUGACAAGACCUUGCUCUCGGAGGACAUGCGUCGCGAAUUGCAGAGACAGGAGUGGGAGAGGGAGGAAGAGGAGGCUAUGAAGAAGCCAGUCGGACCAAUCCACUAUGAGAAUAUCAGAGCACAAGAGGCUCGAGAGCUUGGUGUUGGCUACUUUGCAUUCUCUCAUGAUGAAGAGCAGCGCAGAAAGCAGAGGGAAACUCUAGAUAUGCUAAGAGAUCAGACUACAGACCAGCGCACUAAGAGAGAACGUCUGAAAGAGAAGAGGCAGGCGAUUCUGAAGGCUCGACUGGCCAAGGUGAGGCAGAGGAAAAUGAAGAAUGCCAAGUUGGACGGCACUGAGCAAGAAGAACAAGAGGAGGAGAUGGAAGAGCAAGAAGAGGAGGCUGAAAUAGGAGGCAUUGCACCACUGCCUGAAGAAUGUCCUGAGGUCAGCACACUUAAAAAGGUGGAGGUAGAGAUCCAGGAGAGGAGGGACACUAGACCAGGAGUUCCUCAUGUCAGAGAAUGGGACAGAGGCAAAGAGUUCAUGUUCACUGAGUGGAAAUCGCGUCGAAGGGACGAGCGAGAGUCCGAAUUUGCACCUCCUUCUGCAUAUUUUAAUGAUGAGAGGAGACGACCAGGGAAGAGUAAAACUCAUGAGAGUAAAUCUAAAAUGUCCUUCCCGUGGACAAAGGGUCCAGAUGUAAGCUCUGAAAGCCAAGAGGAAACACAAGCCCCACCUACUACUACUACUACUCCUUCACCUCUACAACAAAAGCCUCCACCUCCUUCACCUCCAGAAACCGCACCGCAGGCAGCACCACCUGUCCCCCCAGCUGCUCCUGUGUCUGCUCCUCCCUUCAUUCCUCAUUAUGCACCCCCUCCUCCUACUCCUCUUUUUUAUCCCAUGUUUCCUCCUCCACAUCCUUCUUCCUUUGGAUGUCCACCUCGCCUUCCUCCUCCUCACUUUGCUCCACAGUACCCUUACCAGUAUCCAGCCCAGUAUCCACCCCAGCAGCAGAGCCAGGUACAGCCUCAACAGGUCCCUCAGCCUGCAGAGCAGAGUGGAGCUGAGCAGCCAUCUCAGAGUCUGGAUGACAUGCUGUCCUUCUACAGGAACUCUACCUGAUUAUUGAAAAGUGAUUGGAGUAUAGUUUAGAUUGUGUGUAAAUACUGCUUGUUCCUUUUACUGAUCAACCAGAUUUAUGCUUUCUGAUCUUUUUGAUGAAUUAAAGAAAGUUAGGAUGAGUAAAAUGUUAUGUCACUUCUAAAAACGGGUUACUGCUCAUUUCAAGCCUCUAAUUUGCAAAGGUAUAAAAUAGAAAAACUUAUCUAAUCAGCAUUAGUUGCAAUAUGAAAACGCCCACAUGAUGGUGGUGUUUGCUGAGGUGACGAUGAGCAGACUGGUCAUCGUUAGGAGGAGGAGGCCAGGUCUCUUCCAAUUACUGCACAUAAUGCAAUUUGAAUUAUUUGAAUGACGUUUGAUAAGCUUGUCAGCAACAAUAUGCGCUUUUAAUAAUAAUUCUUGGCUGCACGUCCCAGUCUGAGCUCUUCAAUCAUCUGUUACUGUACUGGUUGUGAGAUUCAUACAAUAUUAUACAGUGGGGAAACAUAGUGGUAACACUAAGGCGAAUUGAUAACUCCAAAUUAUGAUGACCAGGCUGUUGCAGUACAAAGGACUAUAUUUCUAGUGUAUUACAUCAGUUUAAAGGGGCCACAUGCACAGAAAACUGUUUGACUCAGAGACCUGAAACAGGAAACAGGAGGGGAGUCCUUCAGAGCCAUGAUUAAUAGAGUCUGGGUCUCUACCUUGACCAGAGAUCAAAGACCUGAUCACCCCAAUAACCUCUUAAUUUGAUAUUUAUCUUGAUUUCUGUCUCUUCUGUUUCCUCUCGGGCAGAAGAGCAGUUAGUCUGGCACACAGUGUUUUGUGAAUCUGCAGUGUGACAAGGUGCUUCUUCCUGCUGACCCGCCAAGCUUUCCUUUGUUCUGCAGUGUCCUCUCAGUCUGCAUAGACUGAUUUGUUUUGGGACAUACACACUCAGACACAUUCAGCACUGUAGUACUAGAUACAAGUUCAUGUCUAGUAGGCGUUCAAACUCUGUCUGUAAACAUCUGUCUGCAUCAGUGAAGCUAAUGUCUUGAAGAAGGCUGUUUAAUUUGUAUCACAAUAAAUGUGUACAUGGCCUUUUUGUGGAUGCAUUGAACAACCAGUAGCUGCAGUUCCCUGUGAAACACCUACAGUAAUGUACAGCCUGUGGACCAGUGGGUGAGACUGAAGAAAAAAUAUGCAUCUUCUCAGCCUCCUUUUUCCUGCUGACUCAUCACAUUGGUACACAUUAC